GACAGAAAGUUUGGAAACAGUAUGUUGACUAAUAACCAUGACUCUCCGCAUGUCGCUACUUACCCUUUGGUCAAAGUCCCCGUCAUUGUAUUACCGAACAUGAUCUGAGCCUUCACAUCUGUUUUACGGAAUACUGGAAGGUGCUCACAUCAAUAGCAUCCAAAGGCCAUUCGACAUGAGAGUGUCUGCAUGUGCUUCACACGGACAUUGUUGCUGUAUCGAACUGUCAAGACCCUCAUAGUUACUUGUAUAGCCCAGAGUUCAGGAUAUUGAUGGUGAGCACAUUCAAUGAGCUAGACGUCAGACUCGCCGCUGAUCGAAACAAGAACAUGCAUAGCAGUCUCUUACCGCUCCGUCGUGGGUACUAUUGCGGGCAUCUUGUCGGCUCGGCUCCCAUCGUAGUGCCAAUAGUGGCAAGCGUUGUGAUCGCGAACUGGGUUUACGAGGUGUAUCAGCGACCGUGCGUCCUGCUACUUAUUCUUGAUCGAGAGAUUAUCAACAGAUCCUCUUCAGUCACGCGGCGCUCCAGCGCUUCAUCAAAUACAUCAUCAACCUACUUAAAUCUUGUGUCGGGAAGCCAGGAACUUUCUCGUAGGGCCAUCAAGCUCGCAGUCAAGUCCUAUCACGACUCACCAACAAGAGGAGAAGUCCAAUAUAGCAUCAGUGCAGAAGACACAGUCUAUUCUUCGGAGAAAUAAUCCAGCUGUGGGUUUCUUACCGGAUGAACCAUGCGAAGAGUUUUGUGCAUGGUUUUGCGCGUCGGUGGAUAUUGUCUGGGUACUACUGUAGUAUGCUACGUGCGACUGUCUUCUAUCAACAUCACUCACUUGUUAGAGUUCGACUAGAGUGAUCGACACAACCUUGAGAUUGUCAUGAACCGUAAAGCCAGUAGUUCCCCAAUAGUUCCCUCCCAGAUUUGCAUAUGCAUAUGCCACUACUUCAUAGUCGUC
Molecule: messenger RNA, 950 nt
Organism: Suillus clintonianus
Lineage: Eukaryota; Fungi; Basidiomycota; Agaricomycetes; Boletales; Suillaceae
Exons: 2
Coding region: 273-698 (141 amino acids)
Source: RefSeq, a predicted model, not a curated record